ACGCGUGCUAGAGCCGGACUCGUGCUUAGGUGCAAACGCCACUGACCAGAGAGAGAGAGGAAUACCGGCGGAAGAGUAACGCGUGCUUUUGCGCAGAGCGACGGUCCUGGUGUGGAUGGAGUCUGCGAAAGCUGACUGGACACGGGGCUCCUCUCCUGUGACCCCUGUGCUGUCCUCUAGACUACGGGCCUCAUCUCCAGAACAUGCCCAGGGCUCACCAUGAACCAGACCUCGAGAUCCGACACUGGAUUAUUCCUGAGCAACAACUCCCCUGGAAUGCGAGACUAUCCCGACACCGCCUUUAUCCCUCACGACCUCGCCAACGUCUCCCCCCUCCCAUGGGGUGCCAACUUGACCAGCUCCCAUAAUGCAACGCUGACGCCCACUGCGGUGUAUGACCCCCUGGGCGGUCACUCCGUGUGGCAGGUGAUCAUCAUCGUCCUGCUGACGGGGUCUCUGUCUCUUCUCACAAUCAUUGGGAACAUCCUGGUGCUUGUGUCUUUUAAGGUCAACAAGCAGUUGAAGACGGUGAAUAAUUAUUAUCUCCUCAGCCUGGCUUUCGCUGACCUCAUCAUCGGUGUCCUGUCAAUGAACCUCUACACCACGUAUAUCGUCAUGGGCAAGUGGACACUUGGGAACUGGGCGUGUGACCUGUGGCUGGCCGUCGACUACGUGGCCAGCAACGCUUCCGUCAUGAACUUGCUGGUGAUCAGCUUUGACAGGUACUUCUCUGUGACCAGGCCGCUGACGUACAGGGCCAAACGGACCACUAAGAGGGCGAUGACCAUGAUCGGCCUGGCCUGGUCCAUUUCUUUUGUGCUCUGGGCUCCUGCUAUCCUGUUCUGGCAGUACUUUGUUGGGCAGAGGACGGUGCCGCCCGGGGAGUGUUACAUCCAGUUCCUCUCCGAGCCCAUCAUCACGUUCUGCACUGCCAUGGCCGCCUUCUACCUGCCUGUCACCAUCAUGACCGUGCUGUACUGGAGGAUCUACAAGGAGACGGAGAACCGCUCCAAAGACCUAGCAGGGCUCAAGGGCUCGGGGAACCAGGAGGAAGCCACCACCAUGAUGCCCCCUGCUGGCUGCUCUCGGAACAGCGUCGGCUACGAGCAGAACCAGCUGGCGCAGAAAGACUCCGGGAGGAAGAAGCCGGAGCGCUUCCGGUUCUGGCCGCUGGGUCGCAGAGGUCGGAGGGCGCGUCACGCUGGCGAUCUGGAACACAGCAGUAGCGACAGCUGGAAUAACAAUGACGCCGGGGUGUCCCUUGACCAGUCAGACGAGGAUGAGGACGAGGAGGGCACGGAGGCAAGGCCCAUCUAUUCCAUUGCAGUCGGCCCUUCUCGAGUGCGACCUGGCGAGAACCCUGCGCAAAGGAACCCGUCCGAGCAGCACUACCCGACCCCCAAAGGCGUCGCCUUAGAAAGGCCAUCCAGUAAAGGUAUGCGCAAGACCUCCCCCGAGACCCCGUGCGUUAUGGACGAGCCGAACACCUCCGGGGGUCCGUCUGGCUCCGGAUCGCCCUCGGUGCCUCUUUCCUCCAAAGAUGCGGCGUUGGCGAAGCGCUUCACCUCCAAGGCCAAGAUGCGGGCGCACAAGCGCAGGAAGAUGACGCUGGUGAAGGAGAAGAAGGCGGCACAGACGCUCCUGGCCAUCCUCUUCGCCUUCAUCAUCACCUGGACGCCCUACAACAUCAUGGUGCUGGUCAACACCUUCUGCGACGGCUGCAUCCCCGAGUCGCUGUGGGCGCUGGGCUACUGGCUCUGCUACGUCAACAGCACCGUCAACCCCAUGUGCUACGCCCUGUGCAACAAGACCUUCCGCACCACCUUCCGGAUGAUCCUGCUCUGCCGCUGGGACGGCCAGAACCGGAUCCAGACGAGGACCGUGGCGGUGGCCUACAGGAAGUAA
This is a messenger RNA of Electrophorus electricus (electric eel), 1905 nucleotides long. It is a transcript of the gene chrm3b, whose product is annotated as cholinergic receptor, muscarinic 3b. Gene Ontology annotation, cellular component: synapse; dendrite; plasma membrane. Gene Ontology annotation, biological process: chemical synaptic transmission; G protein-coupled receptor signaling pathway, coupled to cyclic nucleotide second messenger; regulation of smooth muscle contraction. The record is from RefSeq and is a predicted model, not a curated record. Lineage: Eukaryota; Metazoa; Chordata; Actinopteri; Gymnotiformes; Gymnotidae. Gene Ontology annotation, molecular function: G protein-coupled acetylcholine receptor activity; G protein-coupled serotonin receptor activity.